Molecule: messenger RNA, 1521 nt
Organism: Exserohilum turcica Et28A
Lineage: Eukaryota; Fungi; Ascomycota; Dothideomycetes; Pleosporales; Pleosporaceae
Exons: 3
Coding region: 1-1521 (506 amino acids)
Source: RefSeq, a predicted model, not a curated record
AUGGCGCUCUGUAGAACAGACUUGAUGAACCUCCUGGAGUUGUACACACCGUCUGAUAUCAUCAAAGACUCAAACUUGCUUUCCUCUUUUCGUCGGUUCUUCCAACGAGGAACUCGUCUCGAGUGUUGUGAGCUUUUACCAGAAAGCUUCAGGCCUCAGAGCAAAUUUACAUGCGUUCAGGAUCCCCUGACCCCGUGCCAAGCCUCCAUUGGAGCUACGUCACAAUCACACUCGCCAUGUCAUGCUCGCUUAUCAGAGAAAGCCACCAAGCCUCGUAAGGUUGCCGACGUGCGUUUAAGCGAUGGUACCAAACUGCGAAGAUCUUCAAAACCCUCGAAGCUGUAUUUCGAAGCUCUCAAAAUAUCCCAAAAGCGCAAAGACAGACUCUGUAGGGUCGCUGAACGUAUUGCUAAAAUCGAAGCACAUAGAGACUAUAGUGGAAUCGAGCCAUUUCGAUCUCCUACCCCGAAAGAUUCUUUUGAGACAGCAAAAAGAAUGUACCAGGAACUAGCAGGUCCUUCGCGAGAAAACGUUGCCAUAUCGCAUCGCAUCUACUAUCUCUACUUCGCUGAUGCAGUGGAUCGGUGUGAAAUAUCGCUUUCAGGUUCUUCUGUGGGACGAAGCAUGAAAUCGCUCGCUCUUGACAAGCUUGCCAAGGACCUCAAUGUCGAGCGGCCAAGUGUAGCUAGCAUGUACACAAUAGGCUGCAAAUACCUUACUUGCAUGGAGGCAGGAGGUCCGGGUUCUUUGUUUUCUAUUGAUGGCGCCAAGUCUGAUAUGGAAAAAUGUAAUGACGAAGAUUUUAGAAUGCUGUUCGAGUAUCGAAAGAAUAUCACUCCAGAUCUAGAACAGCAAUCGAGGAUCCUCGACUUUGGGAUCGUACAAGAUCUUAUUUGCGGUCUUCAAGCUCAAGGUGUGGACAAUGCCGAUAUUGCGGGAGGCCGUACAAGAUUGAUAAGGAUGAUUCACAAAUACGUCAACACUGGAAUCUUCCUCCGUCAUGGCAAGAUAGUCCCAAAAGAACACCGUGGAGACGGGGACUAUAGUGACGUGGGCGAUAACUCCAUCCAUGACAAUCCGUCAAAAUCACCGCCGACACAAGAACAUACAGAUACCGACAGACAGAUGGGUACCUUUUCCAGUCUCACACCCAGUAUGCAUCAAGUAACCUAUCAUCAACUUGUCGAGAUUAGUCCAGCAGAUGUCGCUGUACCGAUAGACGAUUCUCAGAUUAUUGAUCCAAUCUAUGUCAAUCAAUCUAUGGAGGCGCAUACAUAUGAAAAAAACAUAGAGAGAUCCAUCAAACGCUGCAAACAAGACGAAACCCAUCCAGGUCUUGAAAUAACCAAAGCAGCUGUUGCUUUAAAAUCUAUGUCACCACCAACAGAAUUCCAGCAAGGAAGUACUAGUUUGAACGAUUCCGAUUGUUCUACAGACAUAGAAGAAUGGUUACAAGAAUUUGGAAACAUAGAUCCGUCGAAUGGAAUGCAAUACGUCGUUCGAUUGCUUGGGCAGUGGUAG